AUGGCGACCUCGUCGGCGCCGCUGCUCCCGAAGCCCGCGCACCCAACUCCGUCCUCUGCUUCGCUCCCCACUACGAAGCCCAGGUUCAGGCGACAGCGAGCCACACCCGAACAGCACGACCAACAUGUCGACGGCAAGUGGAGGAGGGACCCGAGCGGCCCGCCCCGGCGUGGUGGGGGAGCCAAGAGGCGCCUGCGCAGCCUCGUCCUGCGCGGGGAGAUCGAAGACGCCCUCGCACUCGUCGAUUCCAUGUCCUCCGGCGGCAGCGGGAAUCGCCCGCCCGCCGUCCCCUGCAACAUCCUCAUCAAGCGGCUGUGCUCGGCCGGCCGCGUGGCCGACGCGGAGCGCGUGUUCGCGGCGCUCGGCGCCUCCGCCACCGUCGUCACCUACAACACCAUGGUCAACGGGUACUGCCGCGCCGGCCGGAUCGAGGACGCGCGCCGCCUCAUCGGCGAGAUGCCGUUCCCGCCGGACACGUUCACGUUCAACCCGCUCAUCCGCGCGCUCUGCGUCCGCGGGCGCGUCCCCGACGCCCUUGCGAUGUUCGACGAUAUGCUCCACCGGGGCUGCUCCCCGAGCGUGGUCACCUAUAGCAUCCUCCUCGACGCCACCUGCAAGGCGAGCGGCUACAGGCAGGCCAUGGUGCUCCUUGACGAGAUGCGCGCCAAGGGCUGCGAGCCAGACAUCGUCACCUACAAUGUCCUCAUCAAUGCCAUGUGCAAUGAGGGCGAUGUUGAUGAAGCACUCAGUGUCUUGCGCAGCUUGCCGUCCCGUGGAUGCAAACCUGAUGCUGUCACCUACACACCUGUGUUGAAAAGUUUGUGUGGCUCUGAACAGUGGAAGGAGGCUGAGGAGCUCUUGGCUGAGAUGGCCAGCAACAAAUGUGCCCCAGAUGAAGUGACAUUCAACACAGUAAUCACUUCUCUGUGUCAGAAAGGCUUGGUUGAUCAUGCAAUUAAAGUUAUUGAUCGUAUGUCAGAGCAUGGAUGCAUCCCAGAUAUCGUCACAUACAGCAGUAUUCUUGAUGGUUUGAGCAAUGAAGGGCGUGUUGAUGAUGCAGUUGAAUUAUUAAGCACACUGCAAUCCUACGGGUGCAAGCCUGAUAGCAUUGCAUAUACCACUGUUUUGAAGGGCCUGUGCAGCACAGAGCGGUGGGAGCAUGCUGAGGAGCUCUUGGCUGAGAUGGUCCGCAGUGAUUGUCCCCCUGAUGAAGUGACAUUCAACACAAUAAUCGCUUCUCUAUGUCAGAAAGGGUUGGUUAAUCGUGCAAUUAAAGUUGUUGAACAAAUGUUAGAGCAUGGAUACAUCCCGGAUAUUAUCACAUACAAUUGUGUCAUUGAUGGUUUGUGCAAUGAGAAGUGUAUUGAUGAUGCCAUGGAAUUGUUGAGCAAUCUGCAGUCUUAUGGGUGCAAGCCUGAUACAAUUACCUAUAACACUGUUUUGAAGGGCUUGUGUAGUGCUGACUGUUGGGAGGAUGCUGGGCAGCUCAUGGUCAAUAUGAUGCACAGUGAUUUUCCCCCAGACGAAACGACAUUCAACACAGUAAUAUCUUCUUUAUGCCAGAAAGGAUUGCUUUUGCAAGCAAUUGAAACUCUGGAGAUAAUGGCUGAUAACAGUUGCAUUCCGAACUCAACCACCUAUAACAUAGUAGUCGAUGCUCUUCUGAAAGCUGGAAAGACCCAGAUAGCCCUUGAGUUGCUGAGCGGCACGACAAUUGGUACCUCAGGUUUGACUACUUACAACAAAGUAAUUUCCAAUGUUGCCAAAGCUGGCAAAAUGGAGGAAGCUCUUGAUUUGUUGCGUGUGAUGGUCUCUGGUGGCAUUUGCCCGUAUACAACUACUUACCAAUCUUUAGCCUAUGGGAUCUCCAGAGAAGAUAGAACUGACAGGGCAAUCAGUAUGCUCUGCAGAGUGCAGGAUAUGGGCUUAUCACCUGACACUACAUUCUACAAUGCUGUACUUCUUGGUCUAUGUGAAAAUUGGAGGACGGAUAUUGCCAUUGAUUGCUUUGCUCACAUGGUGUCCCAUGGCUGCAUGCCUGAUGAAUCAACCUACAUUAUUCUCCUUGAGGCUCUUGCUUAUGAAGGUCUUUUGGGUGAGGCAGAAGAACUGCUAGGCGACCUGUCUUCUCGAGGAGCUUUAGAUAAGAGCUUGAUUCAGGAAGAAAGACGCUAUUCCUAAACUAAACUGAACAUGCAUGUAAUAGUGCCUCUGCUGACAGUAGUACAAAUGUGCUGUGCAAGCGCUGAAAUGUUUAUAUAUAUGUACAGUUGGGUAUGCUUCGCCUUGCAUUUCACAUGCACACUUUGUACCUUAGUUCAAAGUUUUCAUGCAAAGUAGCCCUCCAUCUUUCACCUUCCACUGUACCAUCCAAUAGGCAGCCCUGUUUAUCAAUGGCAGUUUUGAAGAUUUUUUUUGCCCUAA
This is a messenger RNA of Panicum hallii, 2424 nucleotides long. Its product is annotated as pentatricopeptide repeat-containing protein At1g09900-like. The record is from RefSeq and is a predicted model, not a curated record. NCBI's taxonomy places the organism in Eukaryota, Viridiplantae, Streptophyta, Magnoliopsida, Poales, Poaceae. Gene Ontology annotation, molecular function: protein binding. The transcript has a single exon. Bases 1 to 2181 code for a protein of 726 amino acids.